Molecule: messenger RNA, 5284 nt
Organism: Paralichthys olivaceus (Japanese flounder)
Lineage: Eukaryota; Metazoa; Chordata; Actinopteri; Pleuronectiformes; Paralichthyidae
Product: transcriptional repressor CTCF-like
Biological process (GO): regulation of transcription by RNA polymerase II
Cellular component (GO): nucleus
Molecular function (GO): DNA-binding transcription factor activity, RNA polymerase II-specific; RNA polymerase II cis-regulatory region sequence-specific DNA binding
Source: RefSeq, a predicted model, not a curated record
AAAUAAGUUAUGGGCACUUCGUCCAUCUGGUGGGAGAGUUUAGGCCAAGGCGUCCAUUUUCUCGCUUCUUUGUUUCCCGUCUUUACAGCCUUGACGACAUGGAAACUGGCGGGUUUAAGUUAUAGCCCACAGCUAACGUUAGCUUGUUUGAAUUAGCAUACGCAAAGUAUUUUCCUAAGCACUUGUGUGCACGCGGGGACACAAAUACACGACCCCCAGCACAGCCCUGCGCAUCCAGCAGAUGUUUCGUUGAGUUUUGCCACAUGACGUUCUUCAACGAGACCUUUACUCGAAGACCCAUGUAGCAUCUGAAGCUAGCUAAGAGUGAACACGGCUAGCUCGGAUUCGAGGCCCUUUCCCACCCAGGACCCUCGGUAAAUGUUUACAAGUGGCGACAGCGGCGAGGUCUCCGGCAGUAACCGAGUCAGAUAUUUGAUUUCGCAGAUUCUGUUGCGGAUGCAUCAAACUCUUCGACAAUAUAAGUAUAGGUAGCGAAGCAUACACACGGAAAUCGUACGGAUUGGGCCAGCGAGGAAAAAAAAGGAAUGACGAGGCAUUGACAGCAAAGCGAUCCUCGGUGAUCCACUCAGACCAAACACACGAUGUGUGCUCUCCAAACCCUGCCGUCUGCCAUUAUCGAGUAUGUCACCCGUUUCUCUUGUCGCUGUGGUCGGGAUUGUCAGCUGUUGUUGCACCCGUCGCCCGCUUGUCUCUUAUUCUAAGCCCACCUAGAGCCUCAUGGCCACAGAUAUAUAUUACAGCAGAGAGCUCCCUCUACGACUCGGCUUGGAGAGCUACAAAAACACCGCUACAUAAACUCUGUGCGAGGAGGCGACAGUUGGCAGACUGGACACUGAUCAUCUUUACCAUGUUAUGAACCAACCCAGCAUGGAUGCAGGGCCAUCAGAGAGUGUAGGGGUGGUGGAGGUCCACAACCAGGACGCCAUGGUUGCUGACCUCCUCCAGCAAGCUGCAGAAGCCGGGGGCGUGGUAGAGGGACAAGCUGGAGUCAUCCUUGAACAAGGUCAUGGGGAAGGAAUGGUUGCAGCCACCCAGGCCCAGCAACAGCUAAUGGAGGCCGGGGUUAGUGUAGACGGUGGAGAAGGUGUUGAAAUGAUGGUUAUGGACUCACUGGAUCCCACCCUGUUGCAGAUGAAGACCGAGGUGAUAGAUGCUGCAGUGGGGGGGUCAUCAGCUGGUUCAGCUCACCAAGCAACUGUUACAACAGUGGACCAGACUCAAAUCAUCACGCUACAGGUGGUUAACAUGGAGGAGCAGGCAGCUUUGGGCCUCGGAGAGCUGCAGCUGGUCCAAGUGCCAGUUUCUGCCACCACUGUGGAGGCCCUGCAGCAAGGCACCUUUGUUGACACCACUGCAAUGCCAAAGGAUGGAGACCCAGUCAUCUGCCACACCCUGCCGCUUCCUGAAGGCUUCCAGGUAGUUAAGGUUGGUGCUAAUGGGGAGGUGGAGACAGUGGAGCAGGAAGAGGAGGGAGGACAAGCCCACCCUGAGGAGGAAGAUGAGGAGGUGGGGAACCAGCUGUUGGAAGAAGGGGAAGAUGGGCCUAUUCAGACUCCAAAUGACCCAAACUGGGCUAAAGAUCCAGACUAUCAGCCUCCAUCUGGAAUGGUGAAAAAGACCAAAAAGGGAAAAAAGAGUCGUCUGCGUUAUGCUGAAGGAGAUAAGGAUAUGGAUGUCAGUGUCUAUGACUUUGAAGAAGAGCAGCAAGAGGGCCUUCUGUCUGAGGUCAACGCUGAGAAAGUGGUGGGCAACAUGAAACCACCCAAACCUACAAAGAUUAAAAAGAAAGGAGUGAAGAAGACAUUUCAGUGUGAACUGUGCAGCUACACCUGCCCUCGGCGCUCCAACUUGGACAGACACAUGAAGAGCCACACCGAUGAGAGGCCCCAUAAAUGUCACUUGUGUGGAAGAGCCUUUAGGACGGUCACCUUGCUAAGAAACCAUCUCAACACACACACCGGAACUCGGCCACACAAGUGCACAGACUGUGAUAUGGCUUUUGUGACUAGCGGAGAGCUGGUUCGUCAUCGUCGCUACAAACACACACAUGAGAAACCCUUCAAAUGCUCCAUGUGUGACUAUGCCAGUGUGGAGGUGAGCAAACUAAAGCGUCACAUUCGAUCCCACACCGGCGAGCGUCCAUUCCAGUGCAGUCUCUGCAGCUACGCCAGUAGAGACACGUACAAGCUGAAGAGACACAUGAGGACACACUCAGGAGAGAAACCUUAUGAGUGCUACAUCUGCCACGCCCGUUUUACCCAGAGUGGAACCAUGAAAAUGCACAUUCUGCAGAAACACACUGAGAACGUGGCCAAAUUCCACUGUCCACACUGUGACACAGUGAUCGCACGGAAGAGUGACUUGGGUGUCCAUCUUCGGAAGCAGCACUCGUUUAUUGAGACUGGAAAGAAGUGUCGUUACUGUGACGCAGUUUUCCACGAGCGCUACGCUCUGAUCCAGCACCAGAAGUCCCAUAAGAACGAGAAAAGGUUCAAAUGCGACAUGUGUGACUACUGCUGUCGCCAGGAGCGACACAUGGUGAUGCAUCGUAGAACCCACACUGGAGAGAAACCAUAUGCCUGCAGCCAGUGUGAAAAGACCUUCAGACAGAAGCAGCUGCUGGACAUGCACUUCAAACGCUACCACGACCCCAACUUUGUCCCCACCGCUUUUGUCUGCCCCAAGUGUAGCAAGACCUUCACUCGCAGGAACACUAUGGCACGCCAUUCGGAGAACUGCAGCGGUGAGGUGGAGGAUGCUGAGAAUGGAACUCCUACCCCAAAGAAAGGGAGAAGAGGAAGAAAAAGAAAGAUGAGGAGCAGGAGAGAUGAUGAUGACGACAGCGAGGAGGAUCAUGUUGAUCCCGAUGAGGAGGAAGAGGGUGAGGGAGAGGAAGAAUCGUCACUGCUACAGGACGAUGAGGACCCAGAAAGCAUGGAAUUGGACCAGGCCCCUGCCGCCAUCCCUGUCCCAGCCCCCGACGAGCCACCAGUCAAGAGGAAACGAGGCAGACCCCCGAAGAAUGCCCCUAAGCCUCCAACACCUAUCAAGUCAGUCAGAGUGGCUGCCAAGACAACGGCUGCUGCUGCCAUCAUUCAGGUGGAGGAUGAGAGCACUGGAGCGGUGGAGAACAUAAUAGUGAAGAAGGAGGAGGGUGACAUGUCCACAGCGACACCUCUAGAGGAGGGAGUGGCCCUGACCGUGGAGGGGGUGGGGCUGGAUGGGGAAGGGGUAGAGACUGUUGAGCUGGCUGUGAACGAAGAAACGGCAGCUGCUGCCGCAAACGGCGAUCUGACGCCAGAGAUGAUCCUGAGCAUGAUGGACCGGUGAACACAACACGCAGCGACACACGUGUAGCCAGACUGUGUAAAGCUAAUAUUUCCACAUCCUUGGCCUUCACCUCAUGUCUCAUCUGUAUGUGCUUUUAACAGCAGCCAUGUUGGCGCCUUUGGAGUGGCUGCACAAACUGGUGACAGCAAAAAUAACCAUGCACAAAGAAAGGAAGCUGCAUGUAAAUACUUCCACAGUAACUUCACAUCCAUGUAUGUCAACCUGCUGCACACUGAUGUUUGUGGGACACACACACACACACACACACACACACAUAUACAUAUACACAUACAAAAUACCAGAUCCUGUGUCAUCUCAUAUACAGGUAAAAUUUCCAAGCUAAUUACUGACUGCUGUCUGCUCUAAAUGCUUUUUUUCAGAGGUGAAUGUCUAUUGAAUGAAUCAUGUAUUUUGCUACUUGUGUCGACACAAAGCCACAUCCUGUGUCAGUCCCUACCCACACACUCUGCAGUUAAUGUUAAGACGGAAACUCCUCUGUGUGUGUUGCUCUGCCACAACCAGUCAUCUGCUCUUGCCUCAUCACUUUAUUUUUCUGUUCUCUUGCUUGAGAAUCUUUCCGAAGAUUUUGCGAAUCCCUGGCCUUUAUUUGUUUGUAUAUAGAUAUUAAUGUAUUUUUUUCCUAUUGAAGACAUGGUAUAUGGUAAAGUAGAUUGCCUCUCAGAUAUCACUGACUUUCAGUCACAUGAACAGUUGAGUUUUUCCCCCCCUGAGGUCUGACUUGAGUCUCUUAUAACAGGAUAUUGAAAGAAGGGUCCUUCCUUAUAUAUGGGGAGAGGCAGGUACAUUAAAAUGAACAGAGCAAAUUCAUAACUGUGGUACAUCUUUUAGCCUCAUUCAAAUGGAAACAUGCCCUCAGUCAGAUCAUGUACAGUAAAAACUUGAUAGCUGCUAAAUUAUCGACAUAGUUUGAGAUGAAGUAAUUUUUCAACUGUUUUAUAUUUUUCUCCUACUUAUUACUGUCGGGCCUAUUUAUAAUUCACAGGUAAUAUUCUUCUUCCUUCCUGUUUUAAAAGAACAUAGAACAUUGGAGCAGUUACAGAAAAUCCUGAUUGGUGAAAUAUGUAGCUGUAGUUUUGAACAUUCCAAAAAAAGUAGUAUGAGAUUAUUUCAAUGCAUUUGAAUAUUCUCACUUGAAAUAAUCAGCAGUAACAAACUCAAAUUUGUAUAAGGUAAUUAUCAGCCAUUCUAAAGCCAGUUCCAUGUUUUGUUGGGACCAGACUAAGCUGUGAGUCAGUGAGUCCCUCAAACCCCCCCUCCCCCAUGAUAAUCCAUGAUGUGGCAGAUGACUUUUAUGUAAAUACAUAUUUUAAACCCUCUCUUCUUUUUGAUUUCUUGUAAACCCCUUUUAAUGUUUUUAAAUCGCUGAUUUGGGGAUGUGUUGGUUACUUAGGUUCUCUGUUAAGUGGUUAACAUGUCAGAACCAGACUGGGUCCCUUGUAACCAACCAAAACCACAAUCAUCGCUUUGUAUUCUCUUGUUCAGAGCCAUUUUCUGCUUUGAUGUUGUUUUACAGUUUUGGUUUAAGGCCAUUGGGUAGAGGUCACUGGGGUUUUCUACAGGUUGAUUCGUAAUCAGAGAAAACAUGUUAGGAGAAGGUUUCUGAGGAAAUCAACCUUCAUACAUCAUACCUACACUGUCACUUGAGUAGCAAUCAUUAAGCAGCAUCAGUUCUGUGACUUCACGACAACAUGUGUUCUCAGUCUGUCAUGUUGUUCUGCCGGCAGACAGAUUAUGUGUGACUGUUCUCACAUCAGCAGAAUUCUUUUUUUGCUCGUUUUGUCAGAGUUGAGAAAACCAAGAUUAUAAGACGUCCCUGUUUGAAGAGCUAGACAAAAAGAAGAAACCUCUGUCAUGUUGAAGCUGAGACACUGUACAGCUGAUGAAAAAUAAAACCAUCCUCAUAUGCCUACAA